AUGGUUUCAAAUUAUAUGCAACUCAUAACCCAUAUUACUGGCUGGGAUCCUGAAUUUAAUGCCAUUACAGGUCUUAACAGUUCAGGACAAUCAAAUAUAUUGGACGCCAUUUGUUUUGUCUUGGGGCUCACAAACUUGUCAAAGGUUAGAGCAAAUAGUUUACAAGACUUGAUAUAUAAAUGUGGACAGGCAGGUGUUACUAAAGCUUCAGUUACUAUUGUGUUUAAUAAUGAAGAUGGAGAAAAUAGCCCUAUUGGGUUUGAACAAUAUAGUCAAAUAAGUGUGACAAGACAAGAAAGAGCUAACAGUGGUAGAUUACAAGAAUUGGAAAAUAAUGUAACUGAAUAUUCUAAUCAAAUGGUCAGAAUUAAUACAAAAUAUGAACUUAAUAAAACUUCCAUUCAAGAAGAAUCAAACAAUAAAGAGAUAUGCUUGGAUGAUAGAUUAGAGUACAAAAUGCAUGAAACUCAUUAUGAAGAGGCAAAAAAAAUCCAUGAUCAAAAAAACAAACAAGUUUGUAAAUCUGAAGAACUUUUACAAACUUUGUCAACUGGUGUUUCUGCUCAAGAAGGUCAGGAAAAUGGGUAUAUGGAACAACUUCAAGAGGUUAAAAGUAAUUCAACUCAGGCACUAACUGAAAUUGAACAAGCCAAAUUAAAAAUUCCUCAUCUUAAAAAAGAGUUAAAAGAAAAAGAACCAUUAGCUACCAAAGCUGCAAGAGAUAGUACAGGUAUUUUAUCUGAUUUAGAGUCUUCAAGAUUGGAAGCACAACAGUUACAAAUAGCUUUAUCACUAAUUGAUUGGAAUGCAAGUAGAGAAGAAGAUUUAUUGCAUGAAAAGUCCUUUGAAGAAUCCAAGAUACAAGAACUAACAGAUAAAUAUGAAUAUAUUUCCAGUCAAUUAGGAAAUACUCAGUUUACUUAUAAAGACCCUACAUCAAAUUUUAAUAGAAAUAAAGUUAAAGGAUUAGUUGUUGAAUUGAUUACUUUAGAUUCAAAAUAUGCUGAAUGUUCAACCACUUUAGAAAUUUGUGCUGGUGGAAGAUUAUAUAAUGUACAACAAUAUUUAUUUAUUUAUUGUCAUAUAGAUAGUGAAAGAGGUCAACUUAAAAGAUGUGUGACUAUCAUUCCACUAAACCAAAUCCAAGUAUCUAAAAUGUCAUCUGAGAAACUUGCAGUUUCUAAACAAAUUUCUCCAGACAAAGUAGAUUUGGCAUUAAACUUGAUAUGUUAUGCUAAUGAAGUAAAAGCAGCGAUGGAAUAUGUUUUUGGCAAUACAUUGAUUUGCAUGGAUGCUGAAACAGCAAAAUGA
Entrophospora sp. SA101 is the source of this 1311-nucleotide messenger RNA. The record is from the annotation of a GenBank genome assembly. NCBI's taxonomy places the organism in Eukaryota, Fungi, Glomeromycota, Glomeromycetes, Entrophosporales, Entrophosporaceae.